Molecule: messenger RNA, 1412 nt
Organism: Cebus imitator (Panamanian white-faced capuchin)
Lineage: Eukaryota; Metazoa; Chordata; Mammalia; Primates; Cebidae
Gene: ASB11
Product: ankyrin repeat and SOCS box containing 11
Exons: 6
Coding region: 101-940 (279 amino acids)
Biological process (GO): intracellular signal transduction; positive regulation of protein catabolic process; protein ubiquitination
Molecular function (GO): protein binding
Source: RefSeq, a predicted model, not a curated record
GCACUGAGUGCUAGAAGGUUUAAAAUAGAUGUCAUAUGAUACCAAUUAUAACUCAGUGAAAUUUUGCAGUCCUAGGACCCUACACAGAGCAUAAGCCAAAAUGGAAGAUGGUCCUGUUUUCUAUGGCUUUAAAAACAUUUUUAUUACAAUGUUUGCUACCUUUUUUUUCUUUAAGCUUUUGAUUAAAGUUUUUUUGGCCCUCCUAACCCAUUUCUAUAUCGUCAAAGGAAAUAGAAAAGAAGCGGCUAGGAUAGCAGAAGAGAUCUAUGGUGGAAUUUCAGAUUGCUGGGCGGAUCGAUCCCCACUUCAUGAAGCUGCGGCUCAGGGGCGCUUACUGGCCCUUAAAACUUUAAUUGCACAAGGUGUCAAUGUGAACCUGGUGACAAUUAACCGGGUGUCUUCUCUCCACGAGGCAUGCCUUGGAGGUCAUGUGGCUUGUGCCAAAGCCUUACUGGAAAAUGGUGCGCAUGUCAACGGAGUGACAGUUCAUGGAGCCACACCCCUCUUCAAUGCUUGCUGCAGUGGCAGUGCUGCAUGUGUCAAUGUACUGCUGGAGUUCGGAGCCAAGGCCCAGUUUGAGGUGCACCUGGCCUCGCCCAUCCAUGAAGCAGUGAGGAGAGGUAGGGCCAGUGUCGACCAUGGUCAAUGGCUGGACACCCCACUCCAUGCUGCAGCGAGGCAGUCCAAUGUGGAGGUCAUCCACCUGCUAACUGACUAUGGAGCUAACCUGAAGUGUAGAAAUGCUCAGGGCAAAAGUGCACUUGAUCUGGCGGCUCCAAAAAGCAGCGUGGAGCAGGCGCUCUUGCUCCGUGAAGGCCCUCCUGCUCUUUCCCAGCUCUGUCGCCUGUGUGUCCGGAAGUGUCUCGGUCGAGCAUGUCAUCAAGCCAUCCACAAGCUAUGUCUGCCGGAGCCGCUUGAACGAUUCCUCCUAUACCAAUAGUGUUAAGUGUCCCUGGGAAGAUACUUGGAACUACACAGAUAGUUGUCUGCUGUACCUAGAGUACCUAGUGUAGAUGCUCAACAGCUAGACUCUCACUAUCUUCAAAUGAGCUCAGUUGAAGUAAACCCCCCAUGAGCUAGAACACUUGAUGAGUGGAAACUCCUGGUUAGUUUAAUGUUCUCAUUAACCAAGGGGCAACCAGAAACCAUUUAGCUUUUAGCUCUUGUUAUUAAAAAACUUAAAAAAUGUGAAGUAGAGUGAAAAUAAUAGGCAUUUUUUUUAUGAUUCAGGAUCUUCUUGUACCUAAAAGUGAACAUUCUGAAUAUUGUAUAGACACAUGUAAAUUCAGAUGGAUAAGAUUAUAACAAAUGUUAGGUAUUCCAAGAUAUGUUCUUGAUUUAGUUCCUCCCUUCAGCCCUUCCCUAUUUUUUUUUCUUUCUUUCCUUGAAUAAAUCUCUGCUAUAAUUUUGAA